Messenger RNA from Paecilomyces variotii, 999 nucleotides. Its product is annotated as Ser/Thr protein phosphatase. The record is from RefSeq and is a predicted model, not a curated record. NCBI's taxonomy places the organism in Eukaryota, Fungi, Ascomycota, Eurotiomycetes, Eurotiales, Thermoascaceae. Gene Ontology annotation, molecular function: hydrolase activity. The coding region runs from base 1 to 999 and encodes 332 amino acids. The transcript has a single exon.
AUGAACACAAUACCAGACUCCCCCGCCCUGGUCAAAGGCAUCAAGACGCGGAUAUGCAUGAUCUCCGACACGCACACUUAUGCCCCCUGCCCGCCACAGCAGACGGGGAAUCCUUAUCGCUAUCCGCUGCCCAAGGCGGACGUGCUCCUCCACGCGGGCGACAUCACCAUGGUUGGACGCAAAAUCGAACACCGCAAGAUGAUAGACAUGUUGAAAGAGGCAGAUGCGGAGGUCAAGAUCGUCAUUGCGGGGAACCACGACAUUACGCUGGACGAAGAGUAUUAUAAGGAAUUUGGCUACACUCGACAUCGAUGGGGCGGGAGUGGUGGUGGCAUGGACGGCAUCGAGGACCCCGCGGAGAUCAAGCGGAUGUAUACGGGUGAAGAGGCGCGGAAUGCGGGAAUCGUCUAUUUGGAAGAAACGCUGAAGACAUUCACAUUGAAGAAUGGAGCUCAAUUCACCUUGUAUGCGUCGCCGUAUCAGCCGGAGUUCUGUCGAUGGGCGUUCGCGUACGAGCGGGAUAUUGACCGGUUCAAUCCCUCGCCUCCGGUUGCAGAAUUCCAGGCCCCUAAUCCGGUGCCGAGUUUCCCAGAUGUCGAUAUCAUGUUGACUCACGGUCCGCCGUAUGGUGUUCUAGAUAAGGUGGCUUUUGGUGGACAGCACGUUGGUUGUGAGCAUCUGCUCAGGGCAGAUGUGCGGGCAAGACCGCGCUUGCAUGUCUUUGGACACAUUCACGAGGGCUACGGUGCAGAGCGGAUAGACUGGGAGACUAGGACAUCGACCAAACUCGAGCAGGAUAUCGAGGAUGUACUCGAUGCUCGAUGCGCGUAUUUUGAUCUGAGCAGUAGUGGAAAGAAGCCGCUAAGAUUUGGGGACGAGACAUUGUUUGUGAAUGCGAGCGUGGUGACGGUGAACUAUAAGGCGAUAAACGCUCCGUGGCUCGUGGAUCUGGAUCUUGAACCAGCUACAGAAGAUGUGAAUCCGGAUGUAGAAGCAUAG